Messenger RNA from Phycomyces blakesleeanus NRRL 1555(-), 462 nucleotides. RefSeq lists its product as hypothetical. The coding region runs from base 1 to 462 and encodes 153 amino acids. Lineage: Eukaryota; Fungi; Mucoromycota; Mucoromycetes; Mucorales; Phycomycetaceae. The record is from RefSeq and is a predicted model, not a curated record. The transcript is spliced from 2 exons.
AUGAACACCGUGCCCCACAGUAUUCAUCCUCCCUGGCUUAAGCACAAAACUCAAGCUACAAAGACCCAGAACCCAGCCAACCAGACCAGACAAGCCAACAGGACCACCGUGGCCCAAAAACGACCCAGAAUCAAGGACUCCGGAAGCCCUACUCGUACAGAAACCACCACUCACAGAUCUCGGCCUCAGACCUGUGAGGAAGUCAACAAGAACCCUACGAACAAAAGGUUCCAGCCAACCCUACAGCAGUGCAAGCACCACCCUCGAAUGUAUACAAACGGCAAAUACCAGAGGCAAACAGGAUUGAAAACCAGUCUAGUACCACCACAGGUUACACUCAUAUGUAGACCUCCACAAUCUACCUUCUCUUUAUACUGUCUAUGCCAAGCCAAGACUCAGAACCAAGCUAACAGGCGGAGCAUGGUGUCGAUCCCAGAGGGAAACGAUAAUCCAGUCCUUUGA